GGAAGCCGUCUCGGGUACUCCGCCCUCCCCACUGGCAGCCAGCCGCGGCAUUGCUUGAGAAACCCGGCGGCAAGCGGGGAUGGCGGCUGUGGCUUCGGCUGCCAGGUGGCUGUUCAGCCUCAGGGCGGCAGGGGCUGAGAGGCACUGGCGUCGGCUCUGUGGCGCGGGCCUGGCGCGGGGCUUUCUGCACCCCACCGUGACUGGCGAGGAUGCGGCCCAGAGGCGGCAGGUGGCUCAUUUCACUUUCCAGCCGGACCCGGAGCCCCGGGAGUACGGGCAAACUCAGAAAAUGAAUCUUUUCCAGUCAAUAACAAGUGCCUUGGAUAACUCACUGGCCAAAGAUCCUACUGCAGUAAUAUUUGGUGAAGAUGUUGCCUUUGGUGGAGUCUUUAGAUGCACUGUUGGCUUGCGAGACAAAUAUGGAAAAGAUAGAGUUUUUAAUACCCCAUUGUGUGAACAAGGAAUCGUUGGAUUUGGAAUUGGAAUUGCAGUUACUGGAGCUACUGCCAUUGCAGAAAUUCAGUUUGCAGAUUAUAUUUUCCCUGCAUUUGAUCAGAUUGUUAAUGAAGCUGCCAAGUAUCGCUAUCGCUCUGGGGAUCUUUUUAACUGUGGAAGCCUCACUAUCCGAUCCCCUUGGGGCUGUGUUGGCCAUGGGGCUCUGUACCAUUCUCAAAGUCCUGAAGCAUUUUUUGCCCAUUGUCCAGGAAUCAAGGUGGUUAUACCCAGAAGCCCUUUCCAGGCCAAAGGACUUCUUUUGUCAUGCAUAGAGGAUAAAAAUCCUUGUAUAUUUUUUGAACCUAAAAUACUUUACAGGGCAGCAGUGGAACAGGUUCCUGUAGAAUCGUACAACAUCCCACUGUCCCAGGCCGAAGUCAUACAGGAAGGGAGUGACGUUACGCUGGUUGCCUGGGGCACUCAGGUUCAUGUAAUUCGGGAGGUAGCUUCCAUGGCAAAAGAAAAGCUUGGAGUGUCUUGUGAAAUUAUUGAUCUUAGGACUAUAAUACCUUGGGAUGUGGACACAGUUUGUAAGAGCAAGGAGUCAAUCCUCUAAUUAUCUGGAACUUCUAUGAACCAGCAUUCAAUAAAAAAAUUGCUAAGUAGAUGAAGAGACAGGAGUAUUUGAUCAAUAGCAAAGAGGAAACAAACAAAAAAAGAAACAGCUGAUCCAGCUAUUGGAGUUAGUAGACAAGGACAUCUUGAUUGUUAUGCUUAGGAACAUAGAGAAAAGAAGGAACAAAAGAGGUAAGAGGUUGGAGAAUUACCCUAGAGAAUUGGGGGUGUGUGUGUGUGUACAUGUAUGUAUAUGGAUCAAUUAAACUCUGCGGAGCCAUCAAAAAUAUAUAUAUCUGACAAUAAGAACUCAAUGGAUGAGUUUAUGACAUAUUAGACUCAGUAGAUGAUAGCAAUAAUGACCUGGAAGGGUAGCUAAUAGAAUAUGUUCAAAUUGAAGCAGAAGUCAGAAAAGAGGAUAAAGCACAUUUGGGAUCUGGUCAAAAGAUCUGUUUUAUAUACGAUUUAAUUCCAGAAAAAGAAGAGAGAGAAAAUCAAUCAGCAACAAUAUCUAAAAGAAUUUCUUGGGAAAGUUUCAGAACAUCAUUACACAAGCUUUGUUAACCUUUAAGAAGAUUGUGUUAAAAGAAAACCACACCUACAUACACAGUGGCAUGACAUCUUAAAUUUCUGACUACGCUAGCCUAGAAUUCUAUACCUAGUGAAAAUAUCUUUUUUAAAUGAAGAUGAAAUAAAAAUAGUUAAGGCAAACAGAAAUUGAGAGAAUUAUUGCUAGCCGGUCUCAGUAAAAGAAGGUACUGCAAGGGAGCUCCCUUCGGCAGAAGGAAAAUGAUCCUAAGAGAAAAUACAGAGGAGAGCAUAACCUGUAGCCCAAUAUUGAUUGUCUGAAAAAGUUGUGAUAAUUUUCUGUGAAGUUUAAGUUAAAUAUAUGGAAUUGAAAUGUAAGACAAUAAACACAAAAGCCAGGGGUUUUACAUAGAGUUAAAAUAUUCUGUUUUUCUAGGAUUAUUAUGAAGUGUAAUGUUCUGAUUAGGUUAUAAUCAAUGAUACAAAUUAUAAUUGCUAAUGUAACAACUGAAAUAACAAUGAAAGAAUGCAUAUCUAGCAAGUUAAUAAGAGAACUAUAAAGUAAUAAAAAUAUUUAGUUAAUCCAAAAGAAAGAAAAGUAGUAAGGAUAAAAAAGUGGAUGGAUCAAUAGAUAACAGAUAACAAGAUGAUAUAAACCCAAAUAUAGAAGUAAUUAAAUACAAAAGGAUUAAAUAAACUUAGUAAAAGUCUAAGAUCCUCAGACUUCAUUAGAAAAAACAACUACUGACACCACACAUAGCUUAAAAAGGCAUACUUUAAAUAUAAGGACAUCAAAAUGUUGAAAAUAAAGGGAUGGAAAAAGAAAGCUGGUGUAGAUAUACUAAUUUCAAAUAAAGCAUUAAGGCAAAAAGGAUUACUUGAAUGAAGAGGGGCAUUUCAUAAUGCCAGAGGGACCAGUCCACCAUGAAGAUAUCUCAUAAUCCUAUUUUGUCCUCAAUAAUAUAGUUUUAAAAUAAAAAAAGCAAUAAACUAAACAAAGAAAACACAGAACUCAGAAGAGAUACGAACACAUUCAUAGUUACAGCAGGAGAUUUUAAGACAUUCGUCUUAAAUGUUGCUUAAUCAAGCAGACAAAAUAUUGUUAUGUGUAUAGAAGAUCUGAACAAAACAAUUUGUAAACUUGUCCUAAUUGUGUACCAAGCUAUUCCAGAAAUCAUUCUUUUUAAUAGAAUAUGUAGCAUUUAUCAAAAUGGCCAAAUGCUGGGCAAUAAAUACAACCUUAAAAAAUUACAAAAGCUUAGAAUCAUUUAGAGUAUGUUCUGUAACAAUAGUGGAUUUGGUUAGAAAUCAAGAGAAAGAAAAGGACAACUGGAAAAGCUUCAACUUCCUACAAAUUAAGUACUUUACUUCUUUUUCUUU
Molecule: messenger RNA, 2958 nt
Organism: Sapajus apella (tufted capuchin)
Lineage: Eukaryota; Metazoa; Chordata; Mammalia; Primates; Cebidae
Gene: BCKDHB
Product: branched chain keto acid dehydrogenase E1 subunit beta
Exons: 9
Coding region: 80-1051 (323 amino acids)
Biological process (GO): branched-chain amino acid catabolic process; response to nutrient
Molecular function (GO): catalytic activity
Source: RefSeq, a predicted model, not a curated record